Molecule: messenger RNA, 630 nt
Organism: Schistocerca serialis cubense
Lineage: Eukaryota; Metazoa; Arthropoda; Insecta; Orthoptera; Acrididae
Product: collagen alpha-3(IX) chain-like
Exons: 7
Coding region: 1-630 (209 amino acids)
Source: RefSeq, a predicted model, not a curated record
AUGCAACUCAUCUGCAGCGUCUUCCAUAAACCAUUCCCAAAUGGUGCGGGGCCAUCAGGUGGCAACGCCAAAGAAGCAAGACGAGAAACAGAUGGUGCUGUCAACCGCGGCCCUGUUCCACAGAGGAACAGAGGUCAGGCCCCACAGACUCCAGAAGGACCAGUACAGCCACCUCAGCCUACGAACGCUGAACCUGGACCAAGUGGCAUUGCUAAUCGCGGCCGUGGUCCACAGGGCCCUGGAGGACAGGCCCCACAGAAUGUAGGAGCAGGAGCACGUGGCGCUCAGCCUACAAAUAAUGCUGCUGGACCAAGUGGCAUUGCUAAUCGCGGCCGUGGUCCACAGGGCCCUGGAGGACAGGCCCCACAGAAUGUAGGAGCAGGAGCACGUGGCGCUCAGCCUACAAAUAAUGCUGCUGGACCAAGUGGCAUUGCUAAUCGCGGCCGUGGUCCACAGGGCCCUGGAGGACAGGCCCCACAGAAUGUAGGAGCAGGAGCACGUGGCGCUCAGCCUACAAAUAAUGCUGCUGGUGCAACAGGUGCUGCCAACGGUUCUCGACCUCUCUGCCCCAAUUGUCGUUUGCCUCUUCCAGAACAUGGAAAGCCAGGAAACCAGAAGAAGGAGAAUUAA